Messenger RNA from Actinia tenebrosa (Australian red waratah sea anemone), 1704 nucleotides. RefSeq lists its product as uncharacterized. The record is from RefSeq and is a predicted model, not a curated record. Gene Ontology annotation, molecular function: protein dimerization activity; RNA binding. NCBI's taxonomy places the organism in Eukaryota, Metazoa, Cnidaria, Anthozoa, Actiniaria, Actiniidae.
GUUUGGAUCACGUUCGACUGAGGAAGUGUUCAGCCAUCUUGUUUGCGUCCAAGUCAGAGAAGAAUAUUGAUAUUUUCCCCCUCAAGGUGGUUUUGGGUUUCAAAUAUGUCGGGAGAUGGAAAGAAGAAGCUCUUUAUCGGUGGUCUACCAAGCGAAUGCGACGAAAAAGCUUUGGCAAGCGCUUUCUCUCGCUGGGAAACAGAAGACAUCAUAGUCGUGUAUGACCGGGAGACGAGAAGAAGUAGAAACUUUGGUUACGUGACGUUUAGGGAUGACAGAGACGCUUCUGACGCCAUGAAGCAGAUGGGUGGUGAGAGCGGCAAGGGAAAGGAAAUUUUUGGGCGAGCCCUUAACAUUGAAUAUGCUCAAGACAAGGAAUCUGCUAGACCAGCUAGGCGUGGAGGAGGAGGAGGAGGGCCUAGAGGACCCCCAAGAGGUCCUCCAAGGGGACCCCCACCAGGAAGAGGACCCCCAUUUGGUAGAGAUAUGUCAUCAGGACGUGGCCCACCACCCAGGGGUGGACCCCCACCACCAGCUCCACGCCGAGGACCUAUGCCACCAGAGAGGGAUGGUCCUUACAAUGGUUAUGACAGAUACGAUAGGCCACCUCCUGAUCGUAGACCUCCUCCUCCUGAUCGCAGUGGAUACCCACCCCAAAGGGAUUAUGAACGAGAGAGGCCACCCAGCUAUGGGAGUGACAGAGGAUAUGCAGACAAGUAUCCUCCCCCAGAUAGGGGGUAUUCAAGCAGUGAUCGUGGCUAUGGUCCUCCUGGUGGUGACCGGUAUGGAAGUGAAAGAGCUGGCUACCCUGACAGAUACAGCAGCACAGAUCGAUAUCCCCCUGCUGACCACGGCUAUGGUAGUGAACGAGGCUAUGAAAGAAGUAGCUAUGGAGCUAGUGGUGACAGAGGCUAUGGUGCAAGCAGCGAUAGAGGGUAUGGGGCACCUUAUGAACGUUCAAGCUAUGGUCCACCUUCUUCUGGCGGCGGCGGCUAUUCUGCAGGAGGACGUAGCUGGUGAUUGAGCCGUUUGCGGAUCGAUGUCGAAGCUCCUGUUCAGCACUCCAGCUUUCGACUCGAUAUUCUUAUUGAAAAACAUCUAGCGAAACUGGAUCUUCAUUGUUUCUAAGAAGUAGACUGUUUUAUUCAUUUGCGUGUCCGUAUUAAAACAAUAGACCUGACCACGAAACGAUGGCUGCAAGUCGAGGAUGGACUUGAUACGAUACAGUAAAUGCAUGAACAUAUUAAGUCCAAACUCGACUUGGAACAGUGUUUCGUGGUCACUCGAGCGAAUUCAGAAAAGAUGAGAAGCCAAUGUAGUGUUUAAUAGUUUUUAUGACUUUAUGUUAUCCGGUAAGCCGGCCACUCACUAGUUUAAUCGCUAGCUCUGAUCUGUUCAGUGAAUCCACUCGCAUGAGUAUUCAUUCCCAGACCCAAGUCAUUGGACGUUCCGUCUUCCCGAUGAGUGCAUUCUCCGUGACAUUCUAUGUCAGAAGCUGUCGUUGAAAGGCUUUCGAAGAUGAGGAUGAGCACCUUGGCAAGCAUGCAGAUUAGAGAGAAAAAUAUAAGGAUUUUAUUUUUGAGUUUUAGCUUAGUUCUUUUAUGAUUGUCUGUCUACCCAGCAUUAAUAAAUAGUAUGAUAUGGAAUUAGUUAAUUACUCAUUUCGCUUAUUCUGUUUCAAUAAACCAUUUGUUCGUAUUUCGA